Molecule: messenger RNA, 1729 nt
Organism: Leptonychotes weddellii (Weddell seal)
Lineage: Eukaryota; Metazoa; Chordata; Mammalia; Carnivora; Phocidae
Gene: FLYWCH2
Product: FLYWCH family member 2
Source: RefSeq, a predicted model, not a curated record
CGUGACCCCAGCUUGAGGUGACGGCCCGAACCGAGGCGGGGCCCCAGGCAAGAGGCUGCAGGACCUGCCGCGGCUCGGUCGCCGGAGAGGGAGGGCUCCGCUGCCACCGCCGCCCUGCCGGUGCCCGGACAGAGCCCCUGGACUGCCAGGUUCCCGACCAGGGAGGAGGAGGAGGAAGAGAACUCCAUCUGCUGGGGCCUGAGUGUGGCCUGGGGGACAGGCCAUCGUCCCAGAAUGCCCCUGCCGGAGCCCAGCGAGCAAGAGGGCGAGAGUGUGAAGGCUGGCCAGGAGCCAUCCCCAGAGUCCCCUGAGCCAGGCACAGAUGUUGUCCCUGCAGCGCCCAGGAAGCCCAGGAAGUUCUCCAAACUGGUCCUGCUGACGGCCUCUAAGGACAGUGCGAAGGUGGCAGGGGCCAAGCGCAAAGGGGUGCACUGCAUCAUGUCCCUGGGAGUGCCUGGCCCCGCCACCCUUGCCAAAGCCCUCCUCAAGAUCCAUCCUGAGGCUCAGAGGGCCAUCGAGGCACCACCACAGGAGCCUGAGCAGAAACGCAGCAAGCUGGACACAGCCGGAAAAGAAGACGGAAGGUUGGCAGGGCAGUCUGCCCCCAGUACUGAGGUCGUAGGGGAGGAGCCCACCGCAGAUGCUGUCAUGCCCAGCACCCUCCUGUAACUCUGACAAGCACGGUAUGCCCUUACUGGAUCAGUGACCUUGGCUGUGACUUCUGCUGGGGACCCAGUUGCAACUGGUUUUCAUUCUCAAACAUUGUGUAAUUUUUUCCAAAUCAAGCAUAAAUUACUUUUAUAAACAGAAAAAAAAAACCUCAAAAAGAAUAAAAGAAGCUGUAUGCGAGGUCCCAUUAUGGACAGGUUUUAUAACCUUCCGUGGUCCUUUGAGACCCCACCGCAACCCCACCAGCCUUCCCCAGGCCCUGUCCCAGGGCUCAGACCCUGGCCCCUCAGCCUGGAGAGCCACCACUGGCCUGGAGACUAGGUGGGCUCUCUGAGCUUUCUACUUCCUACUGUUUCUGGCUUGAAAGGGGUGCAGUGGGACCCCCAGGCCUGAGCCCCUGGGAAGCCUAUCCAGCCCCUCCCUGACCAUCCCUCCAGGGCCUGUUCCCAGGAGGCUUGCCUCCUCUAGACAUCCCACCAACUGACAGCUUCCCCCCACCCCUCAUGGGAGCCUGUGUUCAUGGUUGCCCAGAGUUCUGCUGGGGAGGGGGUGGGCCCCGACCGUAGUGUAUGAUGCCCCUAUCAUGUUCCUUCUGGGUGUUUUGGGGGCUGAGCUUCCUGGGCACCUGACCCCUCCCCAGGCACCUCGGGUGCCACACCUGCUGGAGGAGGAAGUGAACAGAACACAGUUACCCCCCCUACAAACGGAAGUCAGGGUUCCCUGGAGGCCCCCCACAGGAAAGGCUUCGGCCUCCAGUUGGCUUCACCUCACAUGGUCCUCGUUUUGUGGAAACUGCCAUGGGGCAAAGGAAACGAAUGGAUUAUUUCUAAAAUGUUGAGACUAGAGGCCUUAUGCUUUUGAACAUUAUCUUCCCAAAUUUAGCUUGCAUCAUGGACCCCUCUUAGGAAAAGUGAGUUCCUCAGCACCCCUCCUGGCCCAGCUCCAUCUUGCUCUGUUUCUCCUCCAGCGUGGUUGUUAACAUUUAUGCUCUGUAACCAUCAUUUGAAAUGUUCCUUUGUCCUAAUUUGAUAUUUAAAUAGAUUCUGCUCUUCACCAUGUU